This is a messenger RNA of Calliphora vicina (urban bluebottle blowfly), 1583 nucleotides long. RefSeq names its product 4-aminobutyrate aminotransferase (gene Gabat). Gene Ontology annotation, molecular function: pyridoxal phosphate binding. Gene Ontology annotation, biological process: GABA catabolic process. The transcript has a single exon. Lineage: Eukaryota; Metazoa; Arthropoda; Insecta; Diptera; Calliphoridae. The coding region runs from base 113 to 1579 and encodes 488 amino acids. The record is from RefSeq and is a predicted model, not a curated record. Gene Ontology annotation, cellular component: mitochondrion.
UUUGGAAUAGUUUUUUUUGGCGUGAUAUCGAUUACCAAACAUUUGCAGAAAAAUUAAAUAAUAUUUUUAUUUUUUAAAUUGAAACGAAACAAAGUCAUUAAACGGAAUUACAAUGCGUGCUGCCUUAGGUUUAAAACAAGUAACUAGAGCUUCCACUUUACAAAAUGUUAAACAUUUUGCCAGCUUGGUCGAGCCCAAGGAACCCAUACUAAAAACAGCCACUAUUCCUGGUCCUAAAUCCUUGGAAUUGAAAAAGCAAUUGAAUGCCGUACAGAAUGCCGAAAGUGUGCAAUUGUUUGCCGAUUAUGAACGUUCGACAGGCAACUAUUUGGCUGACGUAGAUGGUAAUAUGCUGUUGGAUGUUUACACACAAAUCUCCUCGAUGCCCUUGGGCUAUAAUCAUCCCAGUUUAUUGAAUGUCUUCCAAAAUGAAGCCAACCUCAAGUCUUUGAUCAACAGACCCGCAUUGGGUGUCUUCCCCAACAAGGAGUGGCCCGAGAAAUUGCGUAACGUUUUGUUGGAAGUGGCUCCCAAGGGUAUGGAUAACUUGACUACCAUGAUGUGUGGUUCCUGUUCCAAUGAAAAUGCCUACAAAAACAUCUUUAUGUGGUACAGACAAACACAACGUGGUGAAAAUGUUAACUUCACCGAGGAGGAGAAGAAUUCCUGCAUGGUUAAUAUGGCUCCUGGUGCCCCCAAAUUGAGUUUGUUGUCCUUCAAGGGUGCUUUCCAUGGUCGUACUAUGGGCUCUUUGGCCACCACUCAUUCCAAGUAUAUACACAAAAUUGAUGUGCCCUCUUUCGAUUGGCCCGUGUGCUCUUUCCCUCAAUACCGUUAUCCUUUGGAGGAUAACGUUGCCUACAACCAGGAGCAAGAUAAACGCUGUUUGGCCGAAGUACAAGAUCUUGUAGAGCAAUACCGCAAAAAGGAUGUUCCUGUAGCCGGUGUGGUAGUUGAACCCAUCCAAAGUGAGGGUGGUGACAAUGAAGCAUCGCCCGAAUUCUUCCAAGAAUUGCAACGCAUCUGCAAAGCCAAUGGCAUGGCCUUGCUGAUGGAUGAGGUACAGACCGGUGGUGGUGGUACUGGCAAAAUGUGGUGCCACGAAUACUUCAACUUGGAAUCUCCUCCCGAUGUAGUCACUUUCAGUAAGAAAAUGCAACUGGGUGGCUAUUUCCACAGCUCCACUUUCCGCCCCAGAGAAGCCUAUCGUAUUUUCAACACCUGGAUGGGAGAACCCGCCAAAAUCCUUAUGCUCGAACAAGUCCUUAAGACCAUCAAACAGGACAACCUCUUGGAGCAAGUCAACAAAUCGGGCAAGGUCUUGAAGUCUGGUCUGUUGGAUUUGGAAAAGGAAUUCCCCACCAUUAUCAACUCCACCAGAGGUCGUGGUACCUUCUUGGCCUUCAACUGCAAGAAUUCCCAAACACGUGACGACAUUGUCAACAAAUUCAAAAUGCAAGGUCUACAAACUGGUGGUUGCGGUGAUUUGGCUGUACGCUUCAGACCCGCCCUCAUUUUCACCGAAAAACAUGCCAACAUUGUUUUGGAUCGUUUCCGCACAAUCCUUAAAGGAAUGUAAAUUU